Messenger RNA from Botrytis porri, 1197 nucleotides. RefSeq lists its product as uncharacterized. The record is from RefSeq and is a predicted model, not a curated record. Lineage: Eukaryota; Fungi; Ascomycota; Leotiomycetes; Helotiales; Sclerotiniaceae. The coding region runs from base 1 to 1197 and encodes 398 amino acids. The transcript has 2 exons.
AUGUGUAUUACCAUUAAUUUCACCUUCUCAGAGUGUGGCCAUGGAGCCCACUUCAUCCGACCUUGCCAGGAAGAUGGUUCUCUCUGCGGAAAUAUGGUGACUGACCCUAUGGUGUUCACACAUGCUGACUUCUGUAAUGAAUGCUUUAUGCUUCCCGAUCCCAGAAUAUCUAAGCCUGAUGAAAACCAACUUGGAUACCCAUCAAUUGAUCGAAUGGUAGAGCUUUAUCAAAUCCGGAAUGUUGAAGAUGAAACCAAUGAUUUACAAGUUCGAACUUUGAUUCUGCUUCCUAGAGACAGUCUCGAUGUGCUAUUUCUUAUGGUGAAUCAGCGCCUGAUUCCUGACUUUUGGCUUCGCGUACUCCGCGGCGAAUUCCCAUCUCCUUUAAUCAGACAUUCAAUUUUACACCUUCGACAAAUCAUGAUGCUGAAUCUCGCACUUCAUCGUUCGCGAACAACUCUUUCGGCAAUUGAAUGGUACAUUGCUAUGGGCUAUGGACUUUUCUACCACGCCGAUGCUACUUCGUGUGAUGAUGAUUGUGGGAUUUGUCGCCAGCCGCUCAACCAGAUAGGUGAGGAAGGCGUACCGGCUAAAACCCAAUGCAAUCAUAUAUUCCAUUUGGAAUGUCUUGGGGAAUGGAUUAACGUGUCUCCUAAUGGCGAUUUUCCAGCUUGUAGAAAGAUGCUUCGCAAGGCACUUGAACCUAUUCAUGAUACCCCAGCGCGAGGCCCACAUCCAGAAUGGCUUGUAUCCCUAAUGCCCCCCGCUCCACAACUUCCCCCCAAUCACGAAAUUCUCACAGCACAAGAACUUAUACAGUUAGAGGCUGAUGUCGAAGAUGCGCGUUCGAGAGCCGGAGAAACUGACCAAAAUCUCACUGAUCUCGAGGAUGAACUACAGCUUCCCAGAGAAGACUUUUCUAGUCUAGAAAUCCAAAGUAUUGAACAGGUUCAGAACUCAAGUGAAAUUGUUAUGAUGAAUCUCACGGGAUUGUCUGCAGAAAACUACGCCAGGUAUCAAAAUCAGGUUAGGCUCCAUCAAAUGAGUCUCACACAGUUUGCUACGUCUUCUCAUAGACUUGGUGAACGGAGGCGAGAGUUAGAAAGACUCCAUGAAUACGUUCAGAGAAUUUAUCCUACUACCAUACUCGAUAUUGUGAGAGCUGAAGUUGAUUUUCUAAUCGGGAUCCUAGACUAG